CCAUCGAUUCAUGCCCAGUCCGGCCCCAAGAGCAGCGAAUUGAAAUCCAAAGAGGAAGCCUAUGUUGAAGUCGAUUCCAGAGCUCCAAAAAUAUCGAGAAUCGCAAGGUGAAGGCGUUUCUAGUCAAGAAUGGGUGGACAACGUGGUUGAGUUUGUUGAGUACUGUGAGUCAAGUCCCAAUGUAGAUAGGUUGGAUAACAAGAAAAUGCGAUGUCCUUCCAAGAAAUGUAAGAACAUCAAGUUUUGCUCAUCAAAGAAUAUGUUGGAGCACAUUUUGCGGUUUGGAUUCACGCCCAAUUAUUUCGAUUGGGUAUGUCACGAGGAGAAUCAUGGUGACUAUGUACCUCCACAACGAUGUAAAGUCCCUCGUCAAGCUGAUGUCUCAGAUGUAUCACAUGUCCCCGGUAGAGAACAGUAUGUACACAUGGUUUAUGAUGUUGUCGGCCCGACUAGAAUCAACUCUGUUCUUGAAGAAGAGCUGAAUUCUACAGACAAGCAAUUCUUCGAAAUGUUGAAAGCUGCUAAUACAGAUCUUUGUUCGGGGAGUUCUUGUAACACCUCGGCCCCCACCCUGACCAUGAGCGAUAAUGAGAACCCCCCUCCCCCCACGCCGACUGAUUCUGAGGUGUUAGCACCAUCUAGGGUGGGGGAGAGUAUUGAGGAUCAAGAGGACGGAGUUGGCGAUGACCACGAUUUCGAGGACCGCGUUGGCAAGGGAUGCAGUGGCGGGGCGCGUGAUGGCAAGGACGAGGUCCACGAUGAUGUGGACCAAGAGGGUGGAUAUCACGAGGGUCCCGGUCAUCAGGGUCAGUUCGUGUAUGUCAAUUCGGAUGACGAGGUUACAAUCACUAGAGCUGGUGCUGGGCUCAUCAAACCGGCAUUCUACGAGAGGACGGACGCAGCUGGCAUUUCGCGGUGCAAAGUCUCAGAGACGACAAAGGAGUUCUACUUUCGAGAGUUCAAGAAAAAUGCUCGAGUGGAUCUGUCAAUCGACGAGGGCAGGCUGAGGAAAGCUUUUCUCAAAAAAGCUGUUGAACGGUACGCGAGUUAUACGUACAAUCAAAGGAACCCAACUCGAUUGAAGAAGAAGAAGAUGGACCCUCGGCCAUUUGAGCAGUUGAAGAAGGCUAAGAAGAAAGGGGCGCCUGUGCCGUUGGAUGAGGUUAUCAUCCACACAAAGACAAAGAAGUACGACGGAAAGACUUGGGUGGAUCCAGGACAUGCUGAGCUACAGGCCCAAUUCUUCAAACUGCGUGAGGAGGCUAGACAAAAUGAGCUUAAAGUCACCGACCAAGAAAUAUGGUACUCGCUACUCGAGGGCCAUAAUGCAAAAAACCAUGUUCCUAGAGUUGGUGACUACGAGCGGGAAAUGAGGAAGGUCAAUCCGUCUUCCAAUCCUCGCCGUUCCAGCACUAGUAGUAGCAGCGCAGCGGAGAUGGUAGCACUUAAAGAGCAAAACCAAAGGCUGCAGGAACAAAUUGAUAAUCUAACCUCGAGCUUGUCGCUGACGAUUCAGGAGGAGAUAAGGAAGUUAUAUGGUGGGCAGGGUCAAACUACAACCCCAACAAGACCAACAGCAGCAGCCUUCUUCUCUUCAUUGUCUGUGAUGCCCCUAAAAUCUGAUGGCUCCCUCUGUCUAAUGGAGGCCCUCAACAGGUCACAACCACAAGCAACCCCAAAACUGGAGGACUUCAUUGGAAUGGGAGCCCAUGACUAUGACAUAAGAAGUGGAGGAAUGGCCCUAAGCUUGGACAACAUGUACUACCAAGAUUACCAAAUGCCAACUGCUGGGAUGAAGAGUUUCUGCAAUAACAAUAAUAAUAACAAUAAUAAUAAUAAUGCAAGAGUGUCCAAAGAUGGAGGAGAAUCAUGGGCGCCGAAUAAUGGCGCGACGGGUUACGGAGAUUUUCGGGCUUUGAGCUUGUCAAUGAGCCACGGGUCGUCGCGCCCAAGUCAACAACAACAAGAGACCUUGGCUGCUGGUUCAGAGUGUGGGAGCAAGAAGAGAGGGCUUGAGGUUAUGGCCAAUAGUAAUAAACAAAUUGUUCAUAGGAAGUCUCUUGACACCUUUGGCCAAAGAACCUCACAGUACAGAGGUGUCACAAGGCACAGAUGGACAGGGAGAUAUGAAGCACAUUUAUGGGAUAAUAGUUGCAUGAAGGAAGGGCAGAGCAGGAAGGGAAAGCAAGGGGGUUAUGACAAUGAAGAGAAGGCCGCGAGGGCAUACGAUUUGGCGGCAAUCAAGUAUUGGGGACCUUCUACUCAUAUCAAUUUCCCGCUUGAGAAUUAUCAUCAAGAGAUUGAAGGAAUGAAGAGCAUGAGUAGGCAAGAAUAUGUUGCUCACUUAAGAAGAAAGAGCAGUGGGUUCUCAAGGGGAGCAUCAAUCUAUAGGGGAGUGACAAGCAGGCAUCAUCAGCAUGGAAGAUGGCAAGCUAGAAUCGGACGAGUGGCGGGAAACAAGGACCUUUAUCUAGGAACAUUCGGCACUCAAGAGGAAGCCGCUGAGGCAUAUGACAUAGCAGCGAUUAAGUUCAGAGGCGCAAAUGCCGUCACCAAUUUCGACAGUUCAACGUACGACAUCGAGCGCAUCAUGGCUAGCAACAAUCUCCUUGCCCGGGACCAGGCCAGGCGUCCGAACAAAAACUCCCCCGACGGGAUCACGGCCGAAACAAAUAGCCGGCGGUUGGAGGUGGAGGAAAACUUAGUGCCAUCUUCUCCGACUCAGAUGGCCGCCGACUGGCAGCUGGCUGUGUAUCAGCAAGGGGUGGUGGACGAGUCCGCUGCCCUUCUCAGGAGGCCUUUUUUUGCCGCAUGGACGGAUAACAUUAUCUAGAUUCUGACUAGUUCUGAGUCCAGGUACCUUCUCAUAAACAUUCACACAGAUACUGAUUGUGUUUGGUGAGUGAAUAUUUAUGAGAAGGGUGGGGUGAGAAUGGAAGUAUGAUUUAAAUUAGGGUACCCAAUCUUAAUUAAUUCAUCGAAACUAAUCAUGUAAAUAAAUGGUAGCUAGCACCUUGGAUCCAUGUUUUUCAUGACAAAUCAAUUAGGCUUGCAUUU
Cuscuta campestris is the source of this 3057-nucleotide messenger RNA. The record is from the annotation of a GenBank genome assembly. NCBI's taxonomy places the organism in Eukaryota, Viridiplantae, Streptophyta, Magnoliopsida, Solanales, Convolvulaceae.